AUGAAUGUUUCGCAGUCUCAAACCACUCAACACUAUGUUGCUACGAAUCUGUUGUAUGUUGUUCCACCUCUUGUCCCAAGUAUAAAACAUUUGGAAGCUCAAGCUAAAAUUCAAGACAUGAGACAAAAUGAGAACACUCCGGCUAAGCAAAAGCUGGAUGUUUUGGAAGAAAGGUUGCGAGCAAUUGAAGGAACCGAUGUCUAUGGAAAUAUAAAUGCAACACAAUUGUGCUUGGUGUCAGGCUUGAUCAUUCCAACAAAGUUUAAAAUUCCUGAAAUUGAUAAAUAUGAUGGAUCAUUGUGUCCAAGGAGUCAUCUUAUAAUGUACUAUAGAAAGAUGGCGGCGUAUAUUAAUAAUGAUAAAUUGCUAGUUCAUUGCUUCUAUUAUAGCUUGACUGGUCCAGCUAGUCGAUGGUAUAUUCAAUUAGAUAAUGCACACAUUCAUGUUUGGAAGGACUUAGCUGAUGCAUUUCUAAAGCAAUACAAACACAACAUUGAUAUGGCUCUAGAUCGUUUAGACUUGCAACAGAUGGAGAAGAAGAGUUCGGAAAGCUUCAAUGAAUAUGCUCAACGAUGGAGAGAUAUGCCUGCCGAGGUUCAGCCACCGUUAACAGACAAAGAAAUGACAUCUAUGUUUAUGAAUAUCUUGCGGGCUCCAUUCUAUGUUCGAAUGAUUGGUAAUGCAUCAACAAAUUUUUCUGACAUUAUUGUUAUUGGCGAAAGAAUUGAAUAUGAGAUAAAACACGGGAGGUUAACAGAGGCUACAACUGAAUAUGGUGGAAUAAAGAAAGGAACAAUAUCUAAGAAGAAAGAAGGAGAGGUUCAUGCAAUUGGUUUUCCUAAUUCAGGGAAACACAAAUCAAUUUUUGGUCAGAGAAAAUAUGAGCAAAACUUUCCGUCAUAUAUAAGCAAUGUUUCUCAUAUUCCUUAUAAUAGCUAUGUACCAGUCCAUACCGUCUCUGAAACUCCAAAACUCAUUAUCUUAAAUUCUCCUCGACCAUUUGUACAGGGUCAAGGUAGCAAGACCAAUUCAGAUACAUGGCGAUUUGAUCCAGUUCCUAUGACUUAUACAGAGCUUUUAUCUCAGCUAAUUCAAAAUCGACAUUUAGCUCUUAUUCCAAUUAUUCCUAUACAACCUCCUUACCCAAAAUGGUAUGAUUCAAAUGCUCGAUGUGAUUAUCAUGCUGGAGAAGCGGGACACUCAACUGAAAAUUGUUCGGCUUUGAAAAGAAAGGUGCAAUCUUUAAUUAAUGUUGGAUGGUUGAGCUUCAAAAAAUCUGGUGAGAGGCCGAAUGUCAAUGAAAAUCCAUUGCCUAAUCAUGAAAAUCCAAAAGCGAACGCUGUGGAUGACCUUGUUGAAAAGUGCAAAAAUGAAGUCCAUGAGAUUGUGAUAGCUAUGAAUCACUUAUUGAAGGUCUUUUUGAAGCAGGAUAUGUUAGUCAGGAAUAUCUAG
Cucumis melo (muskmelon) is the source of this 1452-nucleotide messenger RNA. RefSeq lists its product as uncharacterized. NCBI's taxonomy places the organism in Eukaryota, Viridiplantae, Streptophyta, Magnoliopsida, Cucurbitales, Cucurbitaceae. The coding region runs from base 1 to 1452 and encodes 483 amino acids. The transcript has a single exon. The record is from RefSeq and is a predicted model, not a curated record.